Lottia gigantea (owl limpet) is the source of this 626-nucleotide messenger RNA. RefSeq lists its product as hypothetical. Lineage: Eukaryota; Metazoa; Mollusca; Gastropoda; Lottiidae. The transcript is spliced from 6 exons. The record is from RefSeq and is a predicted model, not a curated record. Gene Ontology annotation, molecular function: protein binding. The annotation marks the transcript as partial.
CUUACAACACUACCAAGUAUAUCCACAGCAAUCGUAUUGUUGGUUACUGGACCUACAGAGCUGCUGUAAGGGUAUUUCUACUAAAUGAUGAAAGCUCGAAUAAUUCAUACUCAAAGCAAAUCAGGACACCCACAGCUCCGGCAGGUACAGUUCAUGUAUUCCGUGUUAUUAUUCUGGGACAUAAUCAUUCCGAUGCUAAAGUUUGGUGGAGAUGUCCACAUGAGAAGGAGCGCAAUGGUAUUAUAACAAACUACACUGUAGAAAUAAAAUUGAAUGGAUCUGAAGACACUACUUUUUAUACAAUUCCUAAAGAUGAAAAUAUCAAUAACGAUUAUUGCAAGUAUGAAAAAAAUAUUGAAAUUAAACCAGGGAGUGUUUAUACAUUUACCAUACGAGCAAACAAUGAAGAUUAUCUUGGUAAAAAAUUUGUUGAAGAAUAUACUGCAGAGGAAGCUAAAACAAUUGACGAACAGGUAAUACGAAAGUUUAUCACGUGGAAACAAGCAAAAGAAGCUGAUUUUAAUUCGCCAUUUUUAGUAACAAAGGGAGAUUGGAUAAAACUCUCUAAUAAUUCGGAGCGAUUGCGUUUUCGUGUACCAGUGUUGGGUGUUCAUAUACAUAUCUAG